This is a messenger RNA of Astyanax mexicanus (Mexican tetra), 4050 nucleotides long. RefSeq names its product scavenger receptor cysteine-rich type 1 protein M130-like. The coding region runs from base 1 to 3957 and encodes 1318 amino acids. The record is from RefSeq and is a predicted model, not a curated record. Lineage: Eukaryota; Metazoa; Chordata; Actinopteri; Characiformes; Acestrorhamphidae. The transcript has 22 exons. Gene Ontology annotation, cellular component: membrane.
AUGGACCCUGGGGGGAAUGUGUGUAACAAUGGGAUGGAUGUAGAAACAAUGGGUCUCAUCUGUCGGGAGCUGAACUGUGGAAGAUUUAAGACUGAGAGAGCUACCAAAGCACGAGUGGAAUCAGCUCCUAACUGGCUGGAUGAUGUAAAAUGUAGGAAACAUGACUCUACUCUGUUUCACUGUCCAUCUUCAUCCUGGAGUCAGAACAAUUGUGAUAGAAGCAGUGAGGUGACUCACAUUACCUGCUCCGGAGAGAAGAAACAGCUUGCAUUUGAAAACCUUCAAAAAAACCUUCAGUGCUCAAAUUACAUGCCUAUUAGGUUGAGAGGAGGAGAGGAAAUCUGUUCUGGGAGGUUGGAGGUGUAUCAUAAUGCUGAGUGGGGGUCUAUAUGUGCUGAUCUGUGGGACAUCAGGGAUGCUCAGGUGGUCUGCAGGCAGCUGGGUUGUGGGCCGGCGCUGAGUGCUAAUAGAAGAGCUGUUGAUGGUUCUGGUGGAGGAACUAUCUGGAUGAACAGAGUGAAGUGUAGAGGGAAUGAGAUUCACCUGUGGGACUGUCCUCAUUCCCUGAAGAUCCACACUGGCUGCUCCCACAGUGCUGGAGUCACCUGUGCAGACAUAUUUGUCACAUUACCUUUUUCAUCUGACACAACUACAACUUACACCACAGUACCAGCACAGCUAACAGAGAAAAAGACAGUCCCUCCUUCAAAAAAUCCAUCAUCUAAUUUUCCAUACAUCUAUCCAGUGUCUCUCCUGGUUCUGGGAUCUGUGCUCUUCCUGGCCUUAGUGCUUCUGGUUGUGCUGUUUUAUCAGAACAGAGUGCUCAGGAGAGUGAUUUCUAAGGCGAGGAGGAAGACUCUGCUUGAGGCAGUCUAUGAAGAGAUUAACCAUAAAUGUGUCACUAACAGAUAUACUAAAAGAGGAAGUUUUAUCUCUGAAGAUCAGCAUUCAGGAUAUGAGGACGUAGAUGAGGAACUUCUCUCAGAAAACUAUGGCGAGGUCUAUGAUGAUAUCAUACCUGCUGAAGAGAGCCCACACAUUACAACAGACAGUGUGAGGUUGGUGGAUGGUGGGAGCCGCUGUGCUGGGAGAGUGGAAGUUCUUCAUAGAGGACAUUGGGGAACAGUUUGUGAUGAUUACUGGGAUAUGAGAGAUGCUGCAGUGGUGUGUAGAGAGCUGGGCUGUGGGGAAGCCAUAGAUGCACCACGGAGAGCUCGCUUUGGAUCAGGAUCAGGACCGAUCUGGGUGGAAUAUGCUAACUGUGCUGGAUCAGAGUCUUCACUGAAGAACUGUAGGUCGUAUGAUUGGGGUAGACAGAGAUGUAAUCAUGAUGAAGACGCUGGUGCUGUUUGUGCAGAAGUCAGAUUGGUGGGCAGAUCUCGCUGCUCAGGGAGAGUGGAGGUUCUUCAUGGAGAGAGCUUGGUCACAGUGUGUGAUGCUGACUUUGACCAGCAGGAUGCAGAGGUUGUGUGUCGAGAGCUGGGCUGUGGUUCUCCUGUGGAGGUUCUGGGAGCAGCUGCUUUUGGUAGAGGGGAGGGUCAGGUGUGUUUAGAGGAGCUUCAGUGUAGAGGCAGCGAAUCACAGAUUCACUUCUGUCCAAAAUCAUCUUCACUCAAACACAACUGCUCCCAUGAUAAUGAUGUGGGACUGGUGUGUGCUGACAGUGUGAGGUUGGUGGAUGGUGGCCAUCGCUGUGCUGGGAGAGUGGAGGUUUUUUAUAACAGAACAUGGAGAUCAGUGUGUGGUAAAAACUGGGAUAUAAGAGAUGCUGCAGUGGUGUGUAGAGAGCUGGGCUGUGGGGAGGCUGUAUUUAAAAAUGUUCAGUUUGGACCAAGAUCAGCCUGGAUGGAUGAUGUGAACUGUAGUGGAUCAGAGUCUUCAGUGAAGCACUGUAGAUCAGCUGGAUGGGUGGAACAAAUUUGUAAUCGACUUGCUGGAGUCAUCUGUUCAGGGGUCAGAUUGGUGGGCAGAUCUCGCUGCUCUGGGAGAGUGGAGGUUCUUCAUGGAGAGAGCUGGGUCACAGUGUGUGAUGCUGACUUUGACCAGCAGGGUGCAGAGGUUGUGUGUCGAGAGCUGGGCUGUGGUUCUCCUGUGAAGGUUCUGGGAGCAGCUGCUUUUGGUAGAGGGGAGGGUCAGGAGUGGUCAGAGGAGCUUCAGUGUAGAGGAAACGAAUCACAGAUUCACUUCUGUCCAAAAUCAUCUUCACUCAAACACAACUGCUCCCAUGAUAAUGAUGUGGGACUGGCAUGUUCUGGUCACACUCAGGCUCGGCUGAUGAACGGCUCAGAUUCCUGUUCUGGUCGAGUGGAGCUCCAGUUCCUCAGUGAGUGGGGUACAGUGUGUGAUGUAAGCUGGGAUAUGAGAGCUGCCAGUGUCCUCUGUGCUCAGCUGAAGUGUGGGAGUUCUGUGGCUGUGUUGGGGUCAGACUGGUUUGGGGAGGGGAGUGGCCGGAUCUGGGCUGAUGUGUUUGAUUGUCAGGGAAACGAAACACACCUGUUAAAAUGUCCCAUUUCAUCAUGGAGUCGAACUGCAUGCUCUCAUGAACAGGAUGCUGGAGUUAUCUGUAGUGGUUCUUCUCUGGCGUCUCAUGAGGGAGGAGUGCGGUUGUCUGGAGGGAUGGAGUGUGAGGGGGAGGUAGAGGUUUUCUUCAGGCAGGACUGGAGGAGAGUUCUGCUGGACUCCUGGAGUGAGUCUGAGGCCUCUGUGGUCUGCAGACAGCUGGGCUGUGGUUCUGUACUCAACAUCUCCAGCUCCUCUUCAUCCAGUCCUGAACACAGCUACAUGUGUGUGACGGGUUUCAACUGCUCUGGGAGUGAAGCUCAUCUGAGGAACUGCAGCUCCACAGUACAGCUCUACAUCACCUGCUCUGGUACAUCUAACACAGUCCACAGCUCCAUCAGGCUGGUUGGUUCUGGAGGAGACUGUGCAGGAAGGCCGGAGGUUUUCCACAGUGGAUCAUGGGGGACAGUGAGUGAUGAAUUGUGGGAUAUUGAGGAUGCGCAGGUGGUCUGCAGACAGCUGCAGUGUGGAGUCGCCCUCAGUGCUCCAGUACCAGUACCAGCCCGGUUUGGAUCUGGAACUGGACCCAUUUGGCUGAAUGAGGUGGAGUGUGAGGGGAACGAGGUGUCUCUGUGGAACUGCAGAUAUCAGCUGUGUGGAGAGGAUGAAUGUGGACACAAGGAUGAUGUAGGAGUCGUGUGCUCAGAGAAUGGAAAUACACUAGAUUUGACAAAUUGGCUGUGUGAUUCAUCUCCUUAUGAGAGACCGUGCUCAAAGCACAUUCCUCUGAGGCUGAGGGGAGGAGUAGGAAGCUGUUCUGGAUGGCUGCAGGUGUAUCAUAAUAAAACAUGGGGGUCUGUAUGUGGUGACCUCUGGGACAUCAGGGAUGCUCAGGUGAUCUGCAGGCAGCUGGGUUGUGGGCCGGCGCUGAGUGCUAAUAGAAGAGCUGCUGAUGGUUCUGGUGGAGGAACUAUCUGGAUGAACAGAGUGAAGUGUAGAGGGAAUGAGAUUCACCUGUGGGACUGUCCUCAUUCCCUGAAGAACCACACUGACUGCUCCCACAGUGCUGGAGUCACUUGUGGAGGCUUCCUGUAUCAUACUUUGCCUUUAAAUAAUAAAAGAGGACAGAUGGGACAUUUUGUCUUGCAAGGUCGGGGACCACUUUUCUCCAUUGUAAACAGGCUUGAUAGCAACUUCGAUUCUCAACCACAGACAAGAAGAAUCAUACUUCCACAAACUCCUCCACCAGCUGUUCCCUCCAUCUAUCCAGUGUCUCUCCUGGUUCUGGGAUCUGUGCUCUUCCUGGCCUUAGUGCUUCUGGUUGUGCUGUUUUAUCAGAACAGAGAGCUCAGGAGAGUGAUCUCUAAGAGGAGGAAGACUUCAGCUGAGCCUGUCUAUGAGGAGAUUGACACCAGGCUCAUCCCUAAAAGAAUUACUGUCUCAACUGAAAGGUGGUGAGCUUCCUGAGGGCUUUGAGGAUAGUUAUCCUGGUGCGUGUCUUUCGUCUGGCCUCUCAGAAGAAAGAUCUGGAGAAGGUCACUAGAAGAAAGG